Molecule: messenger RNA, 1302 nt
Organism: Zasmidium cellare ATCC 36951
Lineage: Eukaryota; Fungi; Ascomycota; Dothideomycetes; Mycosphaerellales; Mycosphaerellaceae
Exons: 3
Coding region: 1-1302 (433 amino acids)
Biological process (GO): endosomal transport; vacuole organization
Molecular function (GO): ATP hydrolysis activity; ATP binding
Source: RefSeq, a predicted model, not a curated record
AUGUCGAACACCGACUUCCUAGGACGCGCAAUCGAGUCCGUCAAGAAAGCAAUCGAAUUCGACACAAACGGCGACUAUGAAAAAGCGUACCAGGGCUACUACGCAGCACUCGAGCUGUUCAUGCUGGCGCUCAAAUGGGAGAAGAACGCCAAGUCAAAGGAGAUGAUACGGCAGAAAGCAGGCGAAUACAUGGAGCGAGCGGAGAAGCUGAAAAACCAUCUAUCAGAACAGGAAGGCAAGCGGAAACCCGCGGCGAUGGGUGCUAACGGCAAGGCAUCGAACGGAGCGGGGAAGGGCGAAGAUAAGGACGACGAUCAAGAUCCGGAGAGUAAGAAGCUGAGGGGGGCGCUGGCGGGUGCGAUUCUGACGGAUAAGCCGAAUAUCAAGUGGGAGGAUGUGGCGGGUUUGGAGGGAGCGAAAGAGGCGCUGAAGGAGGCGGUUAUAUUACCCAUCAAGUUCCCGCAUUUGUUUACUGGCAAGCGGCAGCCGUGGAAGGGGAUAUUGCUGUAUGGACCGCCUGGAACAGGGAAAUCAUACUUGGCGAAGGCGGUUGCGACCGAGGCGAACAGCACGUUCUUCAGUGUCAGUUCGUCGGAUCUGGUGUCGAAGUGGAUGGGUGAAUCAGAACGACUCGUCAAGCAACUCUUCAACCUGGCCCGCGAGAACAAACCCUCGAUCAUCUUCAUCGACGAAAUCGACGCGCUGUGUGGACCUCGAGGCGAAGGCGAAUCAGAAGCGUCAAGACGUAUCAAGACCGAAUUGCUUGUACAAAUGGACGGUGUGGGUAGGGACAGCAAAGGCGUGCUCAUUCUCGGCGCAACGAACAUCCCUUGGCAACUCGACGCAGCCAUUCGAAGACGUUUCCAACGAAGAGUGCACAUCUCGCUCCCUGACCAGCCUGCGCGAAUGAAGAUGUUUGAACUUGCGGUUGGAUCGACACCUUGCGAGCUUAAAGCGGAUGAUUACAGAACACUAGCAAAAUACUCGGAAGGCUACUCCGGAAGCGACAUCUCCAUUGCGGUACAAGAUGCGUUGAUGCAGCCUGUGCGGAAGAUUCAGACGGCGACACACUACAAAAAGGUCGAAGUUGAUGGCAAAGAAAUGCUCACCCCUUGCUCACCCGGCGACGAAGGCGCCAUGGAAAUGAACUGGACACAAGUCGAAACCGACCAACUCCUCGAGCCACCUUUGCAAGUAAAGGACUUCAUCAAAGCCAUCAAGGGCGCACGACCGACGGUCAGCGGAGAGGAUCUCAAGAGGAACGAGGAAUGGACCAAGGAAUUCGGUAGUGAGGGUGCGUGA